Molecule: messenger RNA, 1914 nt
Organism: Acaulospora morrowiae
Lineage: Eukaryota; Fungi; Glomeromycota; Glomeromycetes; Diversisporales; Acaulosporaceae
Source: the annotation of a GenBank genome assembly
AUGAGCUUUAUUCGCGAACGUGUACGCGAACUUCAAAGUGACUUGGAUCUUCUUUAUCGCUCAGUAACCCUCAACAUUCUUGAUCAAAAAAUUGAAACGAUCGAUCAGGGCGAUGUCGAACGCGCAGAAGCUAUUAAAAGUGCAAUUCAAUCUGUCAAACUUGAAGAAGGAAAAGUACCAAAUUUAAUCUUUGUAAUAACUCAACUGGAAACCUUGGAAAGAAAACUAUACGGAAGCAAAAAAGACGGCAAAGAACAGGAAGUACCCCUGGAAAACGGAAAAUUUAGCGCGAUAGUUUUGCUCUUGGAGUUGAUAUUUUUAGCGAAGGUGACUGUGGCAGUAUACGCGAAAGUGAUGGAACACUUUCUAAUCUCGACUCUGCCACUAUUCGAAGAUAUUUAUUACUGGGAAAAGCUGCAUGGAAGUAGAUUUUGGACUACAAUUCAUAUGCUUCAAACUCUUCCCGUACGCGUAUAUUCAUUACUGAGGGCUAGCUUCAAUCCUGUUCGUGAACAAUAUCAAAAUGUGUCUUUGACAAAUCCUUUGUUUCCCUUGAGGCAAUAUUUUACAAGAGAUCUGUUUUCUACACAUAUUCAUACGCGUAUUUCAAGCCUUUCAACAUUAUCCGUAUUACAUUUGGCGCGUCGAGAAAUUUGGUAUAAAAAAAUAAAGUUGAAAUCUAUUAUGGAAUAUCAGGCGGCAUGCCUAGGUUUCUUAAGUAAAGAAGGUUUGGAUUUCAAAUAUGCUACAGAAAAUGUUGAACAAUUAGAUGCGGCACGUGUACAUGCAGCUAUCUUGGAUUCAUUGACCAAAUGCUUGAUCUUGAUGGAAAGAACUCUGAACGAAGCAACUAGAUUAGAUGUCAAAACCGGAGAUGUGCCGAGCAUAAAAAAUAUCACAGACGACGUGAAGAGUCCUCAAAAUUCGCCGAAUUUCUAUGAACGCCUUCGAAUUGUUGUCAUUUACCUUUCUCAACAUGAUGCUCGAUAUUCACGAGUUAUAGCAUUCUAUGGUCAACCUUCAAGCCUGGUGCGUUGGUGGAUACCUUUCACCAUUUCUUCUAUUCUCAUUUAUAAAACUCGAAGAUACAUGUCCCAGGAAUUCUUUCGGGAUUGGUUAGAGGACUUAAAGACUACUGUCAUCAAUUUUUGGAAAGACUGGGUGUGGGAUCCUGUUAAGGAGAUGAUGGACACAAUUCGUCACCGAGAAAGUAGGUUAGCCAUCAUGGGUAAAGAAAGCCUUAAUUCAGAUUUCGAGUCAUUAGAAAGAAUGGUCCUUGACUUCGCACGAGAACAAAACUUCUCUCCUGAAGAACUGACAAAGCUUUCAUAUAGCAUAAAAGAAGGAGAUCUAUCAAUGGUGUUGAAAAUAUAUGAGCAAGAAUUAAAGAGUCCUUUCAAAUCCACUCUUACAGGUAAACUGAUUCGCACAUUGCUCAUCCAAGUCCAAAAGACAAAAGUCGACCUAGAAUUGGCCAUGGCAGCUCUGGACAAGCUUUUGAAGUCCAAUGAACUAAAUUUCGCUUUCUUGGCGGUUGGACCUAGUAUAUUUAUUGUCUACUUGCUUUUUAAUUGGAUUAAAGCAAUUUUGUGGAGAAAAGAAAGAUGGACCAAUAGACUUUUAGGUACAAAUGUCAAAAUGAGAGAAUCUUUACGUCAGGUGGAACGCCUUCUCGUUAAUCACUACCGCUCUCCCAAUACUGAAAUACCUUUCGCUACACAUGGCCUAAUACUUUGUCAUGUUCACUAUCUUCGAUCCUAUUCUUCAUGCUUAUCAUCAAAAAACAAUUUGCGUUAUCGAUUCUUAGAUGACCUUCGGGACCUAGAUACCCCGAAUAUGUCAAUAAGACAGAAAAUCUGGACUUGUGAACGUAUGUGGCGUUGUUGGGGAUUUUUAAAGAGUGAGAAUGAAUGA